Spea bombifrons (plains spadefoot toad) is the source of this 6221-nucleotide messenger RNA. RefSeq names its product dedicator of cytokinesis 5 (gene DOCK5). Gene Ontology annotation, cellular component: plasma membrane; cytoplasm. The transcript has 52 exons. The record is from RefSeq and is a predicted model, not a curated record. Lineage: Eukaryota; Metazoa; Chordata; Amphibia; Anura; Pelobatidae. Gene Ontology annotation, biological process: cell migration; small GTPase-mediated signal transduction. Gene Ontology annotation, molecular function: guanyl-nucleotide exchange factor activity; small GTPase binding. Bases 68 to 5623 code for a protein of 1851 amino acids.
AGCGGAGGGCCAGGGGAGGGCUGGAGCCCAGCACGUUAAGUUGCGGGGUGCCGGGUUACCCUGUAAUAUGGCCCGCUGGAUACCCUCCAAGAGGGAGAAGUUCGGAGUGGCCAUCUACAACUUCCAGGCGACGCAGGAGGAGGAGCUGACGCUGCAGGUGGGAGACGCGGUGCAGAUACUGGAGUCUUAUGAAGGUUGGUACAGAGGAUUCACGUGGAGGAAUAAGUCCCAGAAGGGGAUCUUUCCGUCUACGUAUAUUCACGUGAAGGAGACCACCGAAGAUAAAGGGCUCCGUGAACAUGUGGUCCCCAGCGAGUUGCCCCUGGUGCAAGAGCUCACUGCCACUCUCCGAGAGUGGGGAGCCCUGUGGCAGUCCCUCUACGUGCACAAUGAGAGGGCCAAAUUCACCCAAGUACAAAACAUGAUGUCCCAGCUGAUGGAGUGGCGCUCACAGAUCAUGUCUGGGACUCUACCCAAGGAUGAUUUAGCGGAGCUGAGAAAGAAGGUGACUGCGAAGAUAGACUACGGGAACAGGAUUCUCGGUUUCGACCUGGUGGUGAGAGCUGAAAAUGGCAACAUUCUGGACCCUGAUGAGACCAGCGUCAUUGCUCUGUACCAUUCUCAUGAGUCCGCGACCAGACAGAUAGAUGAGAGGAUCCAGGAGGAGAGGUGCCAGCUCCAGCCUCUGGAUUCAUGGAGUCCUGCCAUGCUUCACGCUACUCACACGUACAGUCUGUAUGUAAACCUCAAGAACUUUGUAUGUAACAUGGGAGAAGAUGCAGAGUUAAUGAUGUCCCUGUACGACCCGGACAAUUCUCACUUUAUCAGUGAGAAUUAUUUGGUUCGUUGGGGAAGCUCCGGGAUGCCGAAAGACAUAGACAAGCUGAACAACUUGCAGGCUGUGUUUACAGAUCUCAGCAGUCUGGAUUUAAUUUGUCCCCGGAUUAGCCUCGUGUGUCAGAUUGUGCGAUUAGGGCACAUGGAGCUGAAGGAUGGCAAAAAGCACACAUUUGGACUAAGGAGGCCUUUUGGAGUGGCGGUGAUGGAUAUCUCCGACGUGAUUCACGGGAAAGUGGACGAUGAGGAAAAGCAGUAUUUUGUCCCGUUUCAGCAGAUGGCCAAGGAAAACUACAUGAGUCAGCGGCAGCUCAUCAUGUCUCCUCUGAUCACCUCACGUGUGAUUGCGGAGAACGAGCCGCUAACCACCAUCUACAACAAGGUGAUCGCGGCCAAAGAAGUGAACCACAAGGGGCAGGGGUUAUGGAUCUCCCUGAAGCUUCUUCCCGGGGACUUGGCUCAGGUGCAGAAGGAAUAUUCUCACCUGGUGGACAGAUCUACGGCAGUGGCUCGCAAAAUGGGAUUCCCGGAGAUCAUACUGCCCGGAGAUGUUCGGAAUGACAUCUACGUCACUCUGGUUCAGGGGGAGUUUGACAAGGGCAAGAAGAAGACGCCCAAAAACGUGGAGGUCUCCUUGUCCGUGCAUGACCAAGAUGGUACUUUGGUGGAGAAAGCCAUAAUUCCUGGAGCUGGACACGAGGGGAUGGCUGAAUAUAAAUCUGUGGUGUAUUACCAGGUGAAGCAGCCAUGCUGGUAUGAAACAGUCAAGGUCUCAAUUCCCAUCGAAGAUGUUGGUCGCUGCCACUUGCGCUUCGCGUUUCGCCACCGCUCAUCACAAGAGUCCCGGGAUAAAUACGAGAAGGUGUUUGGAAUGGCUUUUGUCAGGCUGCUGAAUCCUGACGGAACAACUUUGCAAGAUGGCUUUCAUGACCUGAUCAUUUACAAGGGCGAUAGCAAGAAAUCAGAUGAUGCUAAGCUGUAUUUGAUGCUGCCCGGCAGUAAAAAGGAGGAGGAAGAUGGACGGUGCCAGAAGGGUCACUCGGCUGGCAUAAGUCCCACCAAAGACAGCUUCCAGAUCAGUACCCUCAUCUGCUCCACCAAGCUCACGCAGAAUGUGGAUUUGCUUGGUCUGUUAAACUGGCGCUCAAACCCCAGACCUGUUUCUCAAGCUCUGCGCAAACUGAUGGAAGUGGAUGGUGGAGAGAUCAUGAAGUUCUUGCAGGACACACUAGAUGCUCUUUUUAACAUCAUGAUGGAGACUCCAGAAAAAGAGUGCUGUGAUACGCUGGUGUUUGAUGCACUGGUUUUCAUUAUUAGUCUUAUAGCUGACAUCAAGUUCCAGCACUUUAACCCCGUCUUGGAGACCUACAUCUCUAAACACUUCAGUACGACUCUGGCUUAUGAGAAGCUGGUCAAAGUCCUGACCUGGUACGUGAGGAGCCCUGAUGACCCGUGCCGCCGGGAGAUGCUCUUCUCCUCCCUCAAAGCAAUAAAGUACCUGUUUAGAUUCAUCGUCCAGUCCCGAAUCCUGUACCUCAGAUUUUAUGGGCAAGAUGAGGGAAAAGACCAGUUUAACAAUUCCAUACGUCAGCUUUUCCUGUCAUUUAAUGAGCUGAUGGACCGGCCGCUGGAGGAGGCUGUGAAGAUCAAGGCUGCCGCUCUGAAAUAUUUGCCCGGGGUUAUUAACCAUCUUAAAGGCGUCUUCGAUCCUGUGGAACUCAGUGUCCUGUUUGCCAAGUUCAUGCAGAGCGUCCCCACGGAUCAGCUUAUUCAUCAGACGCUAACAUGUAUGUGCAAAGUGGUGGAGAGCGACCUCUUCCUGCAGCCGGAGUGCAGAGAUGCCCUGCUACCUUUACUCAUCGACCAGCUAAGUGGACAACUGGACGAUAAUUAUAGCAAACCGGAUCAUGAGGCCUGCGGACAGCUCCUUAGCCGCAUCCUGGAGGUCCUUCAUAGUAAAGAGGUGGGUGAUACCUCGGUGCACAUGCAGAUGAUCACAGAGCGCCUGCUUCGAAGGGUUAACAGAGCCGUGAUCGGAAUGAGCCGCCAGUCACCGCACAUAGGUCGUUUUGUUGCCUGCAUGACUGCUAUCCUGAGACAAAUGGACGAUUACCACUACGACCACUACAUUGGGACUUUCAAAACUCGGCAUGACAUCAUAGAUUUCCUUAUGGAGACGUUUAUCAUGUUCCGAGAUCUGAUCGGGAAGAGAGUUUAUCCCAAGGACUGGAUGCUGAUGACCAUGACACAGAACAAGGUUUUACUUCGGGCUAUGAAUAGAUUUUCUACGGUUCUGAACAAACUCUUCCUAGACGAAGCCAACUUCGAGCUGCAGCUGUGGAAUAAUUUCUUUCAUCUGGCGGUAUCGUUCCUCACGCACGAGUCGCUACAGCUUCACAAGUUCUCCCAGGAAAAACGCCGCAAGAUCCUCAGCAAAUAUGGAGAUAUGAGAAAAGAGAUUGGCUUGAAGAUCAGGGACAUGUGGUAUAAUUUGGGACCUCACAAGAUUAAAUUUAUCCCUUCAAUGGUCGGACCCAUCCUAGAAGUGACUCUCACCCCAGAGCCGGAUCUUCGACGGGCAACGAUACCCAUCUUCUUUGAUAUGAUGCAGCAUGAGCACAACUUCAGCGGGAGCGGCCACUUCCACAUGUUUGAGAAUGAACUCAUUACUCGUUUGGAUCAGGAGGUAGAGGGAGGACGGGGAGACGGACAGUACAAAGAGCUUCUGGAAAAGCUAUUGUUGGAGCACUGCCGCAAACACAAGUACCUCUCCAGUUCUGGUGAAGUUUUCACGCUCCUGGUGAGCAGUCUGUUGGAGAACCUGCUGGAUUAUCGGACAAUCGCCAACGAUGAGAGCGAGGAGAACCGUAUGAGCUGCACCGUCAACCUCCUGAAUUUUUACAAAGAGAAAAAGAGAGAAGAUAUUUACAUCAGGUAUCUGUACAAACUGCGGGACCUCCACUUAAAUAAAGAGAACUACACGGAGGCAGCUUAUACCUUGUUACUCCACGCCGAGCUGCUGCAGUGGUCGGACAAGCCGUGCGCCCCUCACCUGCUGCAGAGGGACAGCUACACUGUGUACACCCAGCAGGAGCUGAAGGAGAGGCUCUACCACGAGAUCAUAUCGUUUUUUGACAAGGGCAAAAUGUGGGAGCAGGCGAUCAUACGCAGCAAGGAGCUGAUUGAAAUGUACGAGAACCAGAUAUUCCAUUACGAGGCACUUAGUAUCCUGCUGAAUAAACAAGCUGGCUUCUACCAGAACAUCAUGCGAUCCCUACGACUACAGCCAGAGUACUUUGCUGUGGGGUACUACGGGCAAGGAUUCCCCUCCUUCCUGCGGAACAAGAUUUUCAUAUAUCGUGGGAAGGAGUAUGAGCGACUGGAAGACUUCAACCUGUGGCUUCUCACUCAGUUCCCAAAUGCUGAGAAACUUUCCAUCAGUUCCCCUCCGGGAGAGGAGAUCCGGAGCUCACCCAAGCAGUAUGUCCAGUGCUUCAGUGUCAAACCUUUAAUGAAUCUCCCAUCUCGUUACAAAGAAAAGCUGGUCCCGGAACAGAUACUCAGUUAUUAUCGAUUUAAUGAGGUUCAUCGUUUCUCCUACUCGAGGCCGUUCAGGAAAGGAGAGAAAGACCCAGAUAACGAGUUUGCGACCAUGUGGAUUGAGAGGACCACGUUCACCACGGCAUACAGGCUGCCUGGGAUUUUAAAGUGGUUUGAGGUCAAACAGGUUUACACUGAAGAGAUCAGUCCCCUGCAGAAUGCCAUUGAGACCAUGGAGCUGACCAAUGAGAAGAUAAGUCACCAGGUCCAGCAGCACAGAGCUGACCAUAGUCUUCCUCUACACACGCUCUCGAUGCUCCUUAAUGGCAUAGUGGACCCUGCAGUCAUGGGAGGAUUCUCCAACUAUGAGAAGGCUUUCUUCACGGAGCGCUAUCUCCAAGACCACCCGGCUGACCAGGAAAAGAUAGAGCUCCUGAAACAGCUAAUUGCUCUGCAGAUGCCUCUCCUUGGGCAAGGGAUCAGAAUUCAUGGAGAGAAGCUGACAGAGAACCUCCGACCUCUACAUGAAAGGCUUGUGUCCUGCUUCCAGGAGUUAAGGAGGAAAGUGGAAAAGCUGUAUGGCACAAUAACCUUGCCAUCGAGUCUAACAGACAGGAAGCUGAGCCGUGCUGGGUCUGUAGUUGUUCCAUACCUCACAUCAGCGACUUUGAGAAGGUUGUCCACUGUUUCCUCCUCCUCCUCUGGAAGUAGCAGCUCUAGACCAGGUUCAGAAGGAUCAAUCGCAGAACCUGUGCCUCCCAGACGAGGAUCAUUAAUCUCUAGGCUGGAAGACCGCAAUGAUCGAGAAGAGAAUGAACUGAAGCUUAAGCGUAAUAUUAGCCGAUCACAAUUGACCACUGAGAGCCAAGGAGAACGGGAGGUGCUGGUCAAUCCCCAGAAUUCAUCUAUUAGGUCCCAACGUCCCAAGAGUUUACAGCUAACUGAGACACGUCUAUCUCUUCAUACUGGGUCACCAACCCAGGGUGCAGGAACACAAAACCCAACUCCUAUUACCCCUCGGACCCCAAGAACUCACAGUUUUCCAUCACUUCCCACUCAAGGAAGUGUGACAGGGCAGACCGUGGAGUGUCCUCCUCCACCUCCCCCCAAAAACAGACUUCACGAGGGUAGUCAACGACAUUCACUAGAGAUUGCACCUCCAUUGCCACGGCGUGAGGAACCCAAACCACCAACUCCUCCUCCAAAAGUUAGGAAAUCUAGUGUAAUCCAGGAUCCUGGAUUGUGAUGUCCAUUCACAAAGGUGUUUUGGGGUUUCAAAGCCCCAAAGAUCAUUCAACCUGGAUUUUAGAGUCUUAUGAACUAUUUGCAAAGGAUCUAGAAUCUUGAGGAACCAUCCGGCUUCACUGUGAGACUGGAAUAUAUAUAUUUUACAGGCUUACUGGGAACGAUGGGUCAGGCUGCCCAAGUCUACCAAGAUCCGUGCAUUCUACCUGUGACCACUCCACUUCACAGAAAGUCCUGUCCUCCUGGUACAGUAACCUCCAUAGUGCACUUUUGAUUAAAAAAACAAAAUGAUAAGCUUGAAUGAAGGACGUCGCUGAGGGCAUUAUCCUCACUAUAUUUUAACCUAGAUAUAAAAAUUCCAAUUUUGAAGCUAGAAUGUUAACCGACAACAUGGGAACAAUUACUAAUGGCUGACGAUAGAAUUAGACUACCAAGCAAUGCAUCACAGCAAUAAUAUUGCAUCAGCACUUAAGCAUUACUUCCUCUUCUGGAAGUGGCAUCAUCAUGCUAUAUGUUGUGUCGUACAUGUACGUUUCUUUAACCUAAUUUUGUACCGACGGGGCAAGUAAGUAAAGCAUUCUGCCUGCUGGCCUCCUUUA